AUGAUAGUGAUGAUAAUGGUCAAGAAAGACAACUUUACUUCUCUGUCUGGCUUGACAUAUCCACUCAUCAUAAUUCAAAGAUCAAGAACCCCUCCCUCCUCCUCCUCCUCUUUGGUCAUGGUCUUAUCUCUUCUUCUUUUAAUACUAUUGCUUCUGCCUCUUUGCCAUGCUGCAACUGUCUGCAAUCAAGAUGAUCAUGACUCUCUCUUGUUCUUCUCAUCCAAUUUAUCAUCUCUUUCUCCUCCUUUGAAUUGGGAUCCUUCCAUUGACUGCUGCCUCUGGGAAGGAGUUGAUUGCGAUGACACUGCAGAUGGUCGAGUAACCAGUCUCUCUCUACCUUUUAGAGACCUCAAUGGCACCCUCUCCCCAUCUCUUGCCAAGCUCACAAGUCUGACUCACCUCAAUCUUUCACAUAAUCGCCUGUAUGGUUCUCUACCAGUUGGAUUCUUCUCCUCUUUCAGCAGCCUCCAAGUUUUUGAUCUCAGCUACAACCGUCUCGUUGGUGAAUUACCACCCCUUGAUACUAAUAACCUUAUCUCUAUCAAGAUAUUGGACUUGUCUAGCAACCACUUCGAUGGGGAAUUAAGUCAAUCCAACUCAUUUAUCCAUGCAGCCUGGAAUUUGACUAGACUCAAUGUCAGCAAUAACAGCUUCACAGGCCAAAUUCCUUCCAACAUCUGCCAAAUUUCUUCGGGUUCCAUGACCCUCCUUGACUUCUCCAACAAUGAUUUCAGCGGGGACCUUGCUCCUGGAUUAGGGGAAUGUUCCAAACUCGAGAUAUUCCGUGCUGGUUUCAAUAAUCUCUCAGGGAUGAUUCCUGAUGAUCUUUACAAAGCAACCUCACUUUUACAUUUCUCAUUACCUGUCAACUACCUCUCUGGUCAAAUCAGUGAUGCUGUGGUCAAUCUCACUAGUCUCAAGGUUCUUGAGCUGUACUCCAAUCAGUUGUUUGGCAGGAUACCCAGGGAUAUAGGCAAGCUCUCCAAGUUGGAACAGUUGAUGCUUCACAUUAACACGCUCACAGGUCCUCUGCCUCCAUCUCUGAUGAACUGCACCAAUCUAGUAAAAUUGAAUCUGCGAGUCAAUUCCUUGGUAGGAAAUCUCUCCGACUUCGAGUUCUCCACACUCCGCAAGCUUAGCACCCUCGAUCUUGGUAACAACAACUUUACAGGUACCUUUCCCACAAGACUUUACUCAUGCACGUCACUAGUUGCAGUUAGACUUGCCAGUAAUCAGAUAGAGGGUCAGAUCUCACCUGACAUACUAGCUCUACAAUCUCUGUCUUUUCUGUCCAUUUCCGCCAACAACUUAACUAACAUUACUGGGGCUAUCCGAAUUCUGAUGGGUUGCAAGAACCUCACAACUGUCAUCCUCUCCAAUAAUACGAUGAGUGAAGGUAUACUAGACGAUGGAAAUACAUUAGACUCGACUGGAUUCCAAAAUCUCCAGGUUUUGGCUUUAGGUCGUUGCAGACUCUCUGGUCAAGUGCCUUCUUGGCUAGCCAAUAUCAGGAGCCUACAGGUCAUAGACCUGUCUUACAAUCAAAUCAGAGGUUCAAUUCCUGGUUGGCUGGGUAACCUGUCAAGCCUUUUCUACUUGGACUUGUCCAAUAACCUUCUUUCAGGAGAAUUUCCUUUGGAACUCACAGGAUUGCAAACUCUAACAUCGCAAGAGGCUAUUAAACAAGUGGAAGGAAGUUAUCUAGAGUUGCCCGUGUUUGUCAAGCCCACAAAUGCUACCAAUUUGCAGUACAAUCAGCUCUCUAGCCUGCCACCAGCUAUAUACCUUGGAAACAACAACCUCAGUGGCAAUAUCCCUGUACAGAUUGGCCGACUGAAGUUGCUUCAUGUGCUGGAUCUCAGUGAUAACAAAUUCUCUGGAAACAUUCCAGAUGAAUUAUCAAACCUCACUAACUUGGAGAAACUGGAUCUCUCAGGAAACAGCUUAUCUGGAGAAAUCCCCGCGUCACUCAAAGGUCUCCAUUUCCUGUCCUCAUUCAGCGUUGCCAAUAAUGAUCUUCGAGGACCUAUACCAUCUGGAAGUCAGUUUGAUACCUUCCCCAGUUCCAGCUUUAUAGGGAAUCAAUGGUUAUGUGGUCAGGUUUUGCAGCGAUCUUGCUCUAGUUCACCAGGAACCAACCAUACUUCGGCUCUUCAUAAAAGCACCAACAUAAAACUUGUCAUUGGACUUGUCAUCGGUAUCUGUUUUGGCACCGGUUUAUUUACCGCUGUGCUAGCACUGUGGAUAUUGUCCAAGAGAAGGAUCAUUCCUGGAGGGGACACUGACAACACUGAGUUGGAUACAAUUUCCAUCAACUCUGGAUUUCCUCCCGAAGGUGACAAGGAUGCCAGUUUAGUUGUGCUGUUCCCAAGUAAUACUAAUGAGAUCAAGGAUCUAACCAUAACUGAACUGUUGAAAGCCACUGAUGAUUUUAAUCAAGCAAACAUUGUCGGUUGUGGAGGUUUUGGUUUGGUGUAUAAGGCAACAUUAGGAGAUGGGAGCAAGCUGGCUGUCAAGAAACUCUCAGGAGACUUGGGUCUGAUGGAAAGAGAAUUCAGAGCUGAGGUAGAGGCUCUUUCCACAGCCCAACAUGAAAACCUGGUUUCCCUGCAAGGCUAUUGUGUGCACGAGGGAUGUCGCUUGCUUAUAUAUUCCUUCAUGGAAAAUGGGAGUUUGGAUUACUGGUUGCAUGAGAAGACUGAUGGUGCAUCCCAACUAGAUUGGCCAACUAGACUCAAGAUUGCAAGGGGAGCAGGUUGUGGUCUGGCUUACAUGCACCAGAUAUGUGAGCCUCAUAUAGUGCAUCGUGACAUCAAAUCCAGCAAUAUCCUCCUAGAUGAUAAGUUCGAAGCACAUGUAGCAGAUUUUGGAUUGUCCCGGUUGAUUCUUCCUUACCACACUCAUGUUACAACCGAGCUUGUUGGAACUCUGGGUUAUAUUCCUCCAGAGUAUGGGCAGGCAUGGGUAGCCACUUUGAGGGGAGAUAUAUACAGUUUUGGAGUUGUUAUGCUUGAACUGCUGACUGGGAAGAGGCCUAUGGAGGUAUUCAAGCCAAAGAUGUCAAGAGAAUUGGUUGGCUGGGUGCAGCAAUUGAGAAAUGAGGGUAAACAAGAAGAAGUCUUUGAUCCUCUCCUGAGAGGGAAGGGUUUUGAUGACGAGAUGCUGCAAGUACUAGAUGUGGCCUGCAUUUGCGUUAGCCAGAACCCUUUCAAGAGACCAACCAUCAAGGAAGUUGUUGAUUGGCUCAAGAAUGUUGGCUUACACAGAAACGAAAAUAAGGGUUAG
Molecule: messenger RNA, 3285 nt
Organism: Dovyalis caffra
Lineage: Eukaryota; Viridiplantae; Streptophyta; Magnoliopsida; Malpighiales; Salicaceae
Source: the annotation of a GenBank genome assembly